GUAUAUGAGACUGUUAAUCCCCGUGACUUUUCUCAGCGCUCAUUGUCAUCGGAAAUUACUUGGAAGAAACAGUAUUGGAAAAAAAAAUGAUCAAUGUUACGCGUUACUACCAGAAACUUUGACAUUUCUCUUGGAAUACAAGUCCAAGUAUUUAGGUUAUAUCAUGUGUUAUACGAAGUGUUUAGGAGUGCAGCCAUCAAUCAGAAAGCCUCCAACUCAUUUUCCGCCUUUGUAUGAGUAAAUGAUCAUCCAUUGCUCUGAUCCACUCAAAGACUGAAAAAGGAGUUCCUUUAACUAAAAUCCAUCCAUUCCAAUUCUGGCUGCUGCAGCAAGUUACAACUGUACGUGCAAAAACUGCAAGUCCCAGGAAAAGUGGAAAGCUCACCUCGUACACCUUUUGGAUUAGGAAGCUGAUGCUAUGAGCUAGUGGUAUAAAAAUAAAUAAAAUUUUGAGGCUUAGAACCGAGGCAAGACUGGUAGUACUAUUGAGCUUCCAAAACAGUGAUGGCUUCUACUGUUAAAGUGAUUCUAGGCACAAUUGCCUUUGGAAUCUUCUGGGUACUGGCAGUUUUCCCUUCUGUCCCUUUUCUACCAAUUGGGAGGACUGCAGGGUCCCUACUGGGGGCCAUGCUAAUGGUCUUAUUUAAGGUCAUAACCCCGGAUCAAGCUUAUGAAGCAAUUGAUCUCCCAAUCCUGGGUCUUCUGUUUGCAACAAUGGUUGUGAGUGUCUAUCUUGAAGAGGCAGAUAUGUUCAAAUAUUUGAGUAAGUUGCUUUCAUGGAAGAGUAAAGGAGCUAAGGACUUGAUUUGUCGAGUCUGUGUGAUUUCUGCAAUAUCAAGUGCCUUUUUCACCAAUGACACCGUUUGUGUGGUUCUAACUGAAUUUGUACUGAAAAUUGCAAAGCAACAUAAUCUACCCCCUGAUCCUUUCCUGCUUGCUCUUGCCACCAGUGCAAAUAUUGGGUCUGCAGCAACUCCUAUUGGAAAUCCUCAAAACUUGGUUAUAGCACUUAAGAGUGAAAUUCUUUUUGUGGAUUUUCUUUUUGGAGUUCUCCCUGCAAUGCUGGUAGGAAUAGUUGUGAAUGCUUUGCUUCUUAUAUGCAUGUAUUGGAGGGUGUUAUCUGCUCAGAAGGAUGAACAGAAUGCGACAAGUGAAAUGUUUGUGGUUGAGGAGGGUGUUUCUCUUUUGUCUAGAAGAAACUCAAAUGCUUCAAAAGAGGGGAUAAAUGAUGUAGUUUGCCCCAAAGAGGAAGAAACUGCCCCUUUAAUGACAGAAGGAGAAGAAAAUGUGACCACAAAGUGGACAUUCUGUGUUUACCUUGUUACUAUUGUCAUGCUGGUUGCUAUGUUUAUGGGUUUCAACAUGUCCUGGACAGCAAUUACUGCUGCACUGGCUCUCAUCGUUUUUGAUUUUAAGGAUGCUCGACCUUGCCUAGAAACGGUGUCCUAUUCGCUUUUAGUUUUCUUUUGUGGAAUGUUUAUCGCAGUCAAUGGUUUCAACGAAACUGGAAUUCCAAGAAGUUUCUGGGACAUGAUGGAACCCUAUUCAAGGAUCAACCAUGUUUCUGGGAUAGCAGUUCUUGCUGUUGUCAUACUACUCCUGUCAAAUUUGGCUUCCAAUGUGCCAACGGUUCUCUUGCUGGGAGUGGAGGUAGCAGCUUCAGCAGGUGCAAUCUCUUCAGUAGCUGCAAUCUCUUCAGCUCAUAAGAAGAAAGCAUGGCUCAUUUUAGCUUGGGUUAGCACGGUUGCCGGGAACUUGUCACUAUUAGGAUCAGCAGCUAACUUGAUAGUAUGUGAGCAAGCUCGCAGACGUGGGUACAACUUGUCCUUCUGGAAUCAUCUAAAGUUUGGCGUUCCCUCCACUCUUAUAGUCACUGCUAUUGGUUUGACACUUAUAAGGUGAUAACACUGUUUAAAUUACACGGUCGCCCCUCCUGAUGCAUGUAUGUAUGUUCAUUUGGCUACAAAAUUAUUGGUGUCUAUACUAUA
This is a messenger RNA of Rubroshorea leprosula, 1988 nucleotides long. The record is from the annotation of a GenBank genome assembly. NCBI's taxonomy places the organism in Eukaryota, Viridiplantae, Streptophyta, Magnoliopsida, Malvales, Dipterocarpaceae.